This is a messenger RNA of Fomitopsis serialis, 4509 nucleotides long. RefSeq lists its product as uncharacterized. Bases 1 to 4509 code for a protein of 1502 amino acids. The transcript has 12 exons. The record is from RefSeq and is a predicted model, not a curated record. NCBI's taxonomy places the organism in Eukaryota, Fungi, Basidiomycota, Agaricomycetes, Polyporales, Fomitopsidaceae. Gene Ontology annotation, molecular function: ATP-dependent chromatin remodeler activity; ATP binding.
AUGCCCGGCUGGUCAAUCACCCACGCCCUCUUCGACCUGAUGGUCACGUGCCCGGAAGUCGUCACCUCCGGCUGCUGGCAGCAGCUCACGGAGCUCGCCGAUCUCCCCUGGUCGGACGACCACGUCGAGAAGGGCUGGACCAUCCACGACGGUGCCCCGCUCACCAAGGUCACGGCGUUCGUCGCCAAGUACGCCGCCCUCCCGAACGAAUCGACAAAGCAAAAGUUCCUCAAGGUCAAAAAGGACAACGACACCGAGGGCCGCGACCUCGUCCUGAGAUGGAUCAAUGCUCGGAUUAGUAAGUGGCGGGUGAAGGAGCAGGUCGUUGAGACGUUGGAGGGCGAGGAGAGCAGCGCGUACGAUGUGAUGCGCGAGUUCAAGGCGACGUCGCUGCCCGGCGUCACUGCUUCCCAGCUCAACGUGCAUUAUCCGCGGAUUGCCCUCGCUCUGUUCGGCGAGCAGGCGACCGUCAACGGGAUGGGGAAGAAGUGCGUCCCGUGGGCCCUCAGCGCGGUCAGCCGCAUCGUCGCCUCCACCUGGCACGGCGAGAGCGUCCGGAUCGGACGUGAACUGACCGCGCUCGAGAAGGAGGCGGUCGAGCUGGACCAAAAGUGGGAGGAGAUCGUGGCCAGCCCGUCCAUCGCGAAGCUCAAGGCGUACGUCAAGCGCAUGCGGAACAAGAUCGCCAUCGCCCGCAAGUACGACAACGAGGUGACCUGCGAGUUGUACAAGAAGCAGCUCGACCGCAUCGAGCUGCUCAAAGAUCAGGUCGAGAACGUGAGGGAGGACGUGGCGGGCCUGCCGAGAGCGGUGUCGCAGGCGCUCCGGCUGCUCGCGUCCGAGACGGACCUCGCCGCGUUGACCGCGGAAAUCGACGUGUUGGUCGGGGACGGUGAGGAAGAUCCUCUCGACCUCCUCAUCCCCGAUGACGCCAUGAAGGGGUUCGACUGGGGGACCGGCGUCGAGGAGUACGAGGCGUUCAGCAUGGACCAGCUCUGGGACUUGCUGGGCGUCUCGGCGACGAAGGCGAUCCCUUUCUUCAAUGACAAGGAGGAUCCGAUCGGCCUCACCGAUCCCUGGACCGACGAGGGCAUCAAGGCUCUCAACGCUCCCUCCGCCGUCCCGCUGGCGCCCCGCUGGCAUCAACUCAUCGGCAUCAUCAAGAUGCUCGACAACUACCUCGGUGGCAAGCCCACCCUCCUCAUGGACGGCGUCGGCGUCGGCAAGACGAUGCAAGUCAUCGGCACGGUAUGUUUCCUCGCGUUCUACCGCGAGUACUACGAGAAGCACGGCCAUUUCCCGGGCAAAUACGCGAAAACAAAGUUUCACAACACCAAGGACGGCAACGUCCCCGACGCGCCCACCAUCCUCAUCAUCCCCGUCGCCCUCGAGACGCAAGUCACCGUCGAGUUCCAUCGCUACGUCCGCGCGAAGACCUUCGACUUCGCGCCGUACACCGCCGCCGUGCGCAAGAGCGCGAAAUCGUUCUGGGAAACGGUCGACAAGUUUGUCCAGCCGAAGACCCGCCAGUUCGUGCUCGCCACCGCCCCGUCCGUCGACAAGGACGGCAUCGAGAUGUUCCGGAAGGACGAGAGCAAGCCCUGGGGCGCGGGCAACAUGAUCAAGCGGCCCGAGGGCCAGCACGAGCCGCGCAUUGGGCGCACGAUCUACAGCAGGGACUGGGGCAUGAUGAUCGUCGACGAGGUGCACUCGAUGCGCCGCCUCAACAAGCUCUACACGGCCGUGCGCUCGCUGCGCAACCAGACGGCGGGGAUGAUCGGGAUGACGGCGACCCCGACGAUCACGAACCCGAUGGACCUCGCCCAAAUCGGGCGGCUGAUGGGCGUCCGUGGGUUCAACGACGACAACACUUCCGCCAUCGAGGGAAGUCGGAAGGCGCUCCAGCGCGCUGCAGCCCGCGAUCGCAAGGCUCGGCGCAACAGCAAGAAGGCGCAGGAGCAAGUCCACCGCUCCGCCCCCAAGGACUCCGCCAAGGCCGUCGAGUCCGACCUCGUCGUCGAGACCGUCAACGUGAUGGCCGACUUCCGGCAGCGGUGGACCAGCAUGGUCAUCCGGCGGACCGUCCAGUCCCGCGACUGGGAGGGCAACGAGAUCAGCGGCCUCCCUCCGGUGACCGAGAUCAACAUCAUGUUGCGGCUGGCGGAGUACGAGUCCGAGGUCCUCAACGAGAUCGCCGGCAACUUGGGCGACGCGAUUGGUCGCAGCCAGGCGUCGGCAACGGACAAGUCCUUCUACAUCGACUUGCGGCGCGCGAUGUUCCAUCUCUCCCAGUCGUCGAAGUCCGACUUCCCCGUCCCCGGCUCUCGCGAUGAGUUCGAAGCGCGCCCGACCGCCAAGCUGCAGGCGCUCUUCGAGAUCAUCCAGCACCACCUCGGCACCGCGGGCGCCCCGCCCUUGGCCAACAAGAAGGAGUUCCGGGGCGUCCCCCUCAGGAACCUCCCCCCCUUCCCCGACGCCAACGUCCUCGAGCCGGACAGCAACUACCAGGAACACCUGGAAGAGGCCGCUCCUGCGGGCGACGGGGCCGGCGGCGACGCGGACGCUGCGCGCGACGAGAACGCCGAGGCUGCGAAGACCGCCGACGACGAGAAGACUGCCGAGGUCGAGAAGACCGUCGAGGUCGAGAAGACCGUCGAGGGCGAGAAGACCGUCGAGGGCGAGAAGACCGGCGGGGCGAGAAGACCGGCGGGGGCGAGCAAGAUCCCGACGCGGAGGGCGAGCAAGAUCCCGACGCGGCAGAAGCAGGCGGGCGGCGAGAAGAACGAUGGGGCCAACGCCACGGACGUUGACAAGAUCAUCGUCUUCUCGUACUUCCCCUCGAACAACGAGUUGUUCGACGCCUACGGCAUCAAGGUCCUGUUCCUCAACGGCAAGCUCUCGGCCGCCAACCGCGCGAAGGUCGUCGAAGAGUUCAGGAAGUCCGGUGUCGACGGGCCCCGCGUGCUCGUCAUGUCGUCGGUCGGCGCGACUGGCCUCAACCUGACGUGGGCCAACAUCAUGAUCUUCAUCGACACUACGUGGUCCGCGCAGGAGGACGAGCAGGCGAAGGGGCGCAUCGUGCGCAUGGGCCAGCUCAAGGCCUGCUACGUUACUACCUGGUUCUGCUCGGGAGUACUGACGUCUUCCUGCACAACCUCGCCUACGCCAAGCUGCUCAUGCACGAGGCAUUCGUCGAAGCGAGCGCUCUCGGGCCUCAUCGGCAACGUCGUCGCGGACCUCAUCGACGAUGAGGCCGAGGAGGUCGACGAGGAGGACGAGGAGGAGUUCGAGGACGAGCACCCCCAGGAGGAGGAGCCCACCCCCAAGGCCAGCAAGUCGAAGGGCAAGGGCAAGGCCGACAGGAAGGGCAAGGGCAAGGCCGCGCCGAAGUCUGCCGCCAUCGUCGAGUCCGAGGACGACGACAUCGUGGAGGUCUCCGCCCCGAAGAAGUCGGGCAAGAAGACUGCCACGACGACCGCGUCCGGGGCUGCGUCGACUUCGGCGGCCUCCACGUCCCAAGUCGCCCCGCCGAAGAUGACGAAGAAGGCGCAGAAAGCCGCCGCCGCCGCCGCGAAGAAGGCCGAGAAGGAGAAGGAGAAGGCCGACAAGGCGGCCGAGAAGGAGAAGGAGGCGGCGAGGAAGGCUAACCUCAACAGCUGCGCCGCCGGCAGCGCGAGGGCUAUCAAGGCCGCCGAGGUGAAGGCGAAGAACGCUGCCAAGGCUUCCGCGCAGGCUGCCGCAGAGGCUCUCGAGGACGAGGUCGAGAAGAUGGCCGCGAUGGCCGCAACGCCGACGCCACCGUCGUCCCGCUCGCCGUCUCCGUCGACUGGCUCCGCUGCCGGCCCCGCCCCCCGCCCCCCUCACACUCCCACUCCGCCGCCGCCAUCGUCCUCCCGGUUUGUGUUCCCGCCCCUCCCGUCCCCUGCUCGCGUCGUCCCCCCGCCCUCGCCGUUCUCGUUCCUCCCGCCGUCCUCGCCGCAGCACCACCACCCGCACUCUCCCGCCGGCCCAUCGUCUCCAUGGCGCCAAACCUCUACCGUCCCCCCUCGCUCGGCUGCAAACCCGCCCUCCCUCGACGCUGUUGCUCAGCAGUUGCGUGAGGCGUCCCUCCACCCCGCCCCGCAGCAGGCCGCCGCCCCCGUCGUCGACAACGAGGACGCCAUGGACGUGGACAACGCGCCCCUCCCGGGUGCUGGCUUCACGCAAUCCAGCCCUCUCACCCCUCUGCAGGCUUCAUGCAGUUCGACCGAGGACGAGCAGGACGACGAGGACGAGGGCGAGGGCGCGUCUGCCGCUGGAUCGUCGUCUGCGGCUGGACCGUCGAACCCGCGCAAGCGCAAGAACUCGUCCGCGCUGGAUGAGCCCCCUCGUCGGACGAUGCGCAAGGCCCCGAUGGUCGAGCGCUUCACUUUCGCCAAGGUCAGCGGCGGAAAGGCAACCGGCAAGCCGACGACUUCUGCGCGCAACGCGAAGAGCGGCUCGAAGGGCAAGAAGGGUGGCAAAAAGUGA